AUGGCUUCAGACUUGGAAGAUAUAAGAAAUGAAACAGUUGAUCUCGAAACCAUCCCGAUUGAGGAAGUGUUCACACAGUUGAAGUGUUCAAAGGAAGGAUUGACUUCAGAUGAAGGAGCGAAGAGGCUCGAGAUUUUCGGGCCGAAUAAACUCGAGGAGAAAAAAGAGAGCAAGUUCCUCAAGUUUUUAGGGUUCAUGUGGAAUCCUCUCUCUUGGGUUAUGGAAUCUGCUGCAAUCAUGGCUAUUGUUUUGGCCAAUGGAGGGGGGAAGCCACCGGAUUGGCAAGAUUUCGUCGGUAUCAUGACGUUGCUCGUUAUCAACUCGACGAUUAGUUUCAUCGAAGAAAACAAUGCCGGAAAUGCCGCUGCAGCUCUUAUGGCUGGCCUUGCUCCCAAGACUAAGGUUUUGAGAGAUGGAAAGUGGUCUGAGCAGGAUGCAUCAAUCCUAGUACCGGGUGACCUCAUCAGCGUGAAGUUGGGUGACAUCAUCCCCGCCGAUGCUCGUCUCUUGGAAGGCGAUCCCUUAAAGAUCGAUCAAUCCGCCCUGACCGGAGAGUCCCUUCCGGUAACAAAGCACCCCGGAGACGAGGUUUUCUCCGGCUCCACUUGCAAGCAAGGCGAGCUCGAGGCGGUGGUUAUUGCCACCGGGGUCCACACCUUCUUCGGCAAAGCCGCUCAUCUCGUCGAUAGCACCAACAAUGUCGGCCACUUCCAAAAGGUUUUGACUUCGAUCGGGAACUUCUGCAUCUGCUCGAUCGCGGUGGGAAUGCUGAUCGAGGUGGUUGUGAUGUACCCGAUCCAGCACCGAAAGUACAGAGAAGGGAUCGACAAUCUGCUAGUGCUCCUCAUCGGCGGUAUCCCGAUCGCUAUGCCGACAGUGCUGUCGGUGACAAUGGCGAUCGGGUCCCACCGCCUGUCGCAGCAAGGCGCCAUCACCAAGAGGAUGACAGCCAUCGAGGAAAUGGCGGGAAUGGACGUGCUUUGCAGCGACAAAACCGGUACCCUCACACUCAACAAGCUCACAGUCGACAAGUCCCUCGUCGAGGUUUUCCCCCAGAACGCAGACCAGGACACCGUUUUGCUUCUCGCCGCACGCGCUUCGAGGGUCGAGAAUCAAGAUGCCAUCGAUGCUUCCAUCGUCAACAUGCUCGAUGACCCCAAGGAGGCAAGAGCAGGAAUUACGGAAGUGCAUUUCUUGCCGUUUAAUCCGGUGGAUAAGCGUACCGCAAUUACAUAUUACGACACCGAUGGAAACUGGCAUAGGUGCAGCAAGGGUGCUCCUGAGCAAAUCAUUGAACUAUGUGAGCUCAAAGGGGAAGUCUUGAAGAGGGCUCACGAGAUAAUCGACAACUUUGCAAACCGCGGUCUUCGUUCUCUUGGCGUCGCUCGACAGACGGUUUCGGAGAAAACGAAAGAGAGCGCCGGAGACUCGUGGGAGUUUGUGGGUUUAUUGCCUUUGUUCGACCCUCCGAGGCACGACAGUGCGGAGACCAUAAGGAAAGCCCUAGACCUAGGUGUGAACGUGAAGAUGAUCACCGGUGAUCAAUUAGCCAUCGGCAAAGAAACCGGACGAAGGCUCGGUAUGGGAACCAACAUGUACCCGUCGUCGUCACUCCUCGGCCAGAGCAAGGACGAGUCCAUCUCUUCAAUCCCCAUCGACGAACUCAUCGAAAAAGCCGAUGGUUUCGCCGGAGUCUUCCCGGAGCACAAAUACGAGAUUGUGAGGAAGCUUCAAGAGCUAAAGCACAUCUGCGGUAUGACCGGAGAUGGUGUGAACGACGCACCGGCUUUGAAAAAGGCCGACAUAGGCAUAGCAGUGGCCGAUGCAACCGAUGCCGCUAGGGGCGCGUCGGACAUAGUGUUGACCGAGCCGGGGCUAAGUGUGAUCAUAAGCGCGGUCCUUACGAGCCGAGCCAUCUUCCAGAGGAUGAAGAACUACACCAUCUACGCGGUCUCGAUCACCAUCCGUAUAGUCAUGGGAUUCAUGCUCAUCGCGCUUAUCUGGAAGUUCGACUUCUCGCCGUUCAUGGUUUUGAUUAUCGCCAUUCUCAACGAUGGCACAAUCAUGACGAUAUCAAAGGAUAGGGUUAAGCCGUCACCGGUCCCCGAUUCUUGGAAGCUCAAUGAGAUUUUUGCUACCGGGAUUGUGCUCGGAACAUACAUGGCUCUCAUGACUGUCAUUUUCUUCUAUCUUGCCUCUGAUACCGACUUCUUCUCCGAUACAUUCAAUGUGAAAUCAAUGAGGGGAAACCCUAAUGAGCUAACGGCUGCACUCUACCUACAAGUGAGCAUUAUCAGUCAAGCAUUGAUCUUCGUGACGAGAUCGAGAAGCUGGUCGUUCGUCGAACGACCAGGUUUCUUGCUCUUGGGAGCUUUCUUGAUUGCCCAAUUGUUGGCAACGGUGAUAGCGGUGUAUGCAAAGUGGGAAUUCGCAAGAAUCAGCGGCAUCGGGUGGGGAUGGGCCGGAGUUAUCUGGAUCUUCAGCAUCGUUACGUACUUCCCGCUCGACGUUCUCAAGUUCAUAAUUCGCUUCGCUUUGAGUGGCAAAGCUUGGGAUUCAAUGAUUCAGAACAAGACUGCUUUCACUACGAAGAAGGAUUACGGUAAGGGCGAGAGAGAAGCGCAGUGGGCCGUAGCUCAACGAACCCUACACGGAUUAUCGACUACAGAAAAUGCGGCCCUUUACAACGACAAGAACUACCGGGAAUUAUCCGAGAUCGCUGAACAAGCAAAAAGAAGAGCUGAAGUUGCAAGAAACAUGUUGCAGGCUGAGGGAGCUCCACACACUUAAGGGACACGUGGAGUCGGUGGUGAAGCUGAAAGGAUUGGAUAUUGAUACAAUCCAGCAACAUUACACUGUGUAACAUUCAUUACAAGUGAAGAUUGACAGACAAUUGUUUUUUAUUUGGUUUGUAAUACUUCUAUGUUGAUGAAUAAUUAAUCCUGGGAGAAGGGAUAUGUAUUUUUGCAUAGAAGUUUAAUAUAAAGAAAUUAUUAAUACAUGUCCCAUUUUAUAUUUUCUUUUUG
This is a messenger RNA of Erythranthe guttata (spotted monkey flower), 3026 nucleotides long. Its product is annotated as ATPase 8, plasma membrane-type. Gene Ontology annotation, molecular function: P-type proton-exporting transporter activity; ATP binding; ATP hydrolysis activity. Lineage: Eukaryota; Viridiplantae; Streptophyta; Magnoliopsida; Lamiales; Phrymaceae. The record is from RefSeq and is a predicted model, not a curated record. Gene Ontology annotation, biological process: proton export across plasma membrane. Gene Ontology annotation, cellular component: membrane.